UUCCCUUAGUUAGCUAUUCGAAACUUUUCAAAAUUUCAUUAAAACUUUUUAAGAAAAUGGGGGACGAUGUAUCGGAAUCAGUUCCUGUAAGGCAGGAUCAACCUCCCUCUUAUGAAAAAUCGGAUCUUGUGGAGGAGGAUCAACCUACUUCUGUAGAGGAAGUAGCUCUUGAGUUAAUGAAUUUCCCUGCCUCUCAAAAAAAAGCGGUUCUCGAGGAUGGCUCUCUAGAGAAAACAGUUCUUGAGGUCGAGGAUAAUCCAACGACCUCUGAGGAAAUAGCCAUGAUAGGAGGUCAAGACUUAAAGCAGUACACCUUCUGUGUGUUUCAAGAAGAAUCGCACCUUAAGGUGCUCCAGAGUCUUAUCGACGAGGAGCUAUCCGAACCGUACUCGAUUUACACAUAUCGCUACUUUGUGUACAACUGGCCAGAUCUUUGCUUCUUUGCCAUGGAAGGAGAUCGCUACGUGGGCGUGAUAGUGUGCAAGUUGGAAGCGACCAUUGGCGGAGUUCUGCAGGGCUAUAUCGCCAUGUUGUCCGUGGAUGUGGAGUAUAGGAAGCGGGGAAUCGGAAGAGCCCUCUCUGAAAUGGCCAUCGAGGCAAUGGCCAUGAAGGAUGCAGCCAUGAUUGUCCUGGAAACAGAGUUGACCAACAAACCUGCAUUGGCUCUCUACGAAAGUCUGGGUUUCAUUCGGGAGCGGCGACUUUUGCGUUACUACAUGAACGGUGUGGACGCCUUCCGUCUGAAGUUGAUACUCAAAAAUUCCGCAGACUUGUCUUUUAGCGAGGAUUAGUAAAGUUAGUGAUAGUUUCUA
Drosophila gunungcola (fruit fly) is the source of this 812-nucleotide messenger RNA. RefSeq lists its product as uncharacterized. The transcript has a single exon. The record is from RefSeq and is a predicted model, not a curated record. Gene Ontology annotation, cellular component: NatC complex. NCBI's taxonomy places the organism in Eukaryota, Metazoa, Arthropoda, Insecta, Diptera, Drosophilidae. Gene Ontology annotation, molecular function: protein-N-terminal amino-acid acetyltransferase activity. Gene Ontology annotation, biological process: N-terminal peptidyl-methionine acetylation. The coding region runs from base 57 to 791 and encodes 244 amino acids.